UUCACUCAACGAGGAAGAAGAAGGGAAAAUGGAAACCAACCCAUACCUUACCACCAUCGUCGACGCAAAAGGAGAAGGCUUUACAGAGAGAAAAUUGUAUUUUUGACGAGUGAUUAAUUAAACGGUGAGGAGAUGAGAAUCUGAAAGCUUCCUCUCAUACGCAAAAACAAGGACGCUUUAGUCGAUUAAAUUCGGUGGUUAUGGCGGAGCCAUCGUCGUCUUUAUCGGCAUCCAAGGACGACCUCAUUCAGUUAAUCAAGCGCCUCGGAACUUAUCUCUCCGGCAACAUAUCCAACCUCUUUUCGAUCUCUGUCCAGAAACUGGAUCCACGAUCUGUUGGGGCUAUUGCAGGUCUUGCUGUUGCAAUAAUCUUUACCUAUAGGUUGAUGAGAUCACCUGCGGCACCUCCAAGAAGGCAACCAAAACUUCAAGCUCCAAGAACUAGAAACUCUGCUCUCAGUACCCUGUCAAAUCAAACAUUGAUGCCUUCUGGAGUUAAUUCAUCUUCAGAUGAUUUAAGAGCACAAAAUGUUGUUGAUGAGCUUUUCCAGCCAGUAAAGCCAACGUUGGGGCAAACAGUUAGGCAGAAAUUGAGUGAAGGUAGAAAGGUAACAUGUCGUGUACUUGGAGUGAUCCUUGAGGAAAGCAGUCCAGAGGAGUUGAAGAAACAAGCAACUGUAAAGUCCUCUGUGUUGGAUGUGCUAUUGGAGAUUUCCAAGUUUUGUGAUCUUUAUCUCAUGGAGACAGUUAUUGAUGAUGAAAGUGAAAAAAAUGUUCUUCUGGCCUUGGAAAAUGCAGGGAUUUUCACCUCCGGUGGUUUGGUAAAGGACAAGGUUCUUUUUUGUAGCACAGAGAAUGGGCGGACAUCUUUUGUUCGGCAACUAGAACCAGAUUGGCACAUUGACACAAAUCCUGAAAUAGUUUCUCAGUUAGCUAGGUUCAUCAAAUAUCAGCUUCACGUUUCUCCUGUCAGACCUGAACGGACUGCGGCUAAUGUCUUCAGUUCUCCAUCCUUGGAACACUUCUUUGGAUGUGUUUGACACUUGAGCUGGUAAAAAGAUGCAAAGAUGUUUUAAAGUUGUUCUUUACUCCCCUUUGGUCUCUAUGUACGAGCGACCCCUUGUGCGGUUGUGCUAAUGUCGGUUUUUAGGAUAAAAGACAAGAUUUAUUUGUCUGAAAUUUGUGAAAUAGGGUUCACAUUCGAACCCCAUGCAACAAUUAAUGAUUGUAAUCUUUGUUACUCGUAGGAUAUGCAAUCAUAAAAAAUAACUUUGUUGCU
This is a messenger RNA of Durio zibethinus, 1279 nucleotides long. Its product is annotated as ubiquitin-conjugating enzyme E2 enzyme activator PEX22-like. Gene Ontology annotation, biological process: peroxisome organization. The record is from RefSeq and is a predicted model, not a curated record. NCBI's taxonomy places the organism in Eukaryota, Viridiplantae, Streptophyta, Magnoliopsida, Malvales, Malvaceae.